Molecule: messenger RNA, 299 nt
Organism: Mycena citricolor
Lineage: Eukaryota; Fungi; Basidiomycota; Agaricomycetes; Agaricales; Mycenaceae
Source: the annotation of a GenBank genome assembly
UUGAGCUCGCUUCUGGGUCGAUCACCUCGCCGAUGUGAUCACGGCCGUCAGCCGACGACGCGUUUGCUUCAGCAAACGCAUUUCGCAGAGGUCGUGGGGGAGGAAAAGCCAUGGGAAACUUCAAGCCGCCUGGACAGGGACACCUUCUCGUCUGGCCCUUCCACGCCUCGUUUGGCCCUUCCAUGUCUGAGAUUGGCAAAGGGAAUACCAUGCUUGAAGCGCUACAAUACAAAUACAUAUUUGUUUUACUUGCGGUGACUCUCGACUCUACUCUAUGAUGGCGGCAGCCGUCCGGUCCC